AUGGCUUCAUCUCCCGCUAACCGCCGCGACAAGCGACCCGAGGCUCAUCGCCUGGCCGCAGAAGGAGACAUCGACGGCCUGGUUCGAUUGGUGGAGGAGAAGGGGUUUGAGGAGGUGGUGGGCACCACCGACCUCCGCGGCCUGACCGUCCUACACGUGGCUGCCGAUGCUGGCCACCUCGACGUCCUCCAACACUUUGUGAUCAACCACCCGUCCAGGAAGAAGCUCGCCGAUACACUCAAUGGGCGCGACCGAUCCGGUUGGUCGCCCCUUAUCACCGCCUGCGCAGCGGGCCACCUCAAGGUGAUCGAGUUCCUGCUCCUCAACCAGAGCUGCGACGCGCAGUUGCGUGCCAGCGACGAUGCCACGGCCCUGCACUACCUGGUCCGCCACUUCCCGCACGACUCCGAGGCCAAGAAGGCCUCCAAGUACGUCGCCGUGGCCAACAAGCUCGUACAGAAGGGGGUGGCGGCCGAUGGGCGCAACUCCCGAGGCGAGUCGCCCUUGCACAAAGCCGCCCUCGCCGGGCGGCCCAGCGCCAUCCGAUGGCUGCUGGACAACAAGGACUUCCACAUCGACAUCAACUCCGUCACCAAGAACGGCGACUCGGCGCUCCAUCUGGCCGCCUCGACGGGUCAAGUCGACACCGUCAAGACCCUCCUGCAGAUGGGCAUCGAUGCCGGGAUCGCGAGCAAAGCCAACGGGACGGCGCUCGACGUGGCCAAGAUGGUCAAGAACCCCGAGCUCGUGUCGCUCCUCGAAAACAUCAAGCUCCACCAACAGGCCCAGCACCAGCAGCGCCACCUCAUGGCCGAACUGCAGGCGCGCAGCCCCUCCUCCCCUGGUGCGAUGACCCGCACCAAGACGCCGGCGUCGCAGCUGGUGACGCCCGGGCUGCUGCGGAGUUCGGGCAGCGGGAUCGUGCGCCGGCCGACGCACUCCCCGGAGAGCUCGCCCGUCUCGUCGUCGCCGCUCGCCCGAAGCGACUCUUUCAGCUCCGUCGCGUCGUCGCUGGCCGGGAGCGGAGGCGGCGUCGCCAUCCGCCGCGUGGAGAGCAGCGCGCCCGACCUCUCACGCCACAACGACGAGGGCGUGGAGGAGUGGGAGCGGGACGGCAAGGCGGCAAAGGCGAAGAAGCAGCGCAGCGAGAACGACGAAGAGGUGCGCGAGCGAGUGCAGCGCACCCGGAGCGAGGCGUCACUCGUCGGCGGAGGAGAGAACAGCGGUGGCGAGGGGCUCUCGUCCCCGCCCUCCCGCACCAGUGCACGCAACGCGGUGCCCGUGUCGCACCGCAUGGCCAAGAAAAACGACCUCGAGGGCCUGGCCAAGGACAUCGACGAACGCGGCCUCUGGAAGGUGCUGGGCGAGUUGGAUCGACGCGGCAAGUCCCUCAUGCACGUCGCGGUCGAGGCCGGCGCGAUGGAUGUGGUGCAGCACCUCAUCGACACCUACCCCGACGUGUCCCUCAACCUUAAGGACCGGGACGGGUGGACGGUGUUGCACGUGGCCUGCGCGGCGGUGGGCACGUCGCACAAGAACCUGGCCAUGGUGCAGUACCUCGUCGAAACCCGCCGAUGUGACGUCAAAUGCCGGUCGCGGGACGGGUCGACGCCGCUGCACUACCUGGUGAAGAACUUCUACGACGGGGACAAUUCGAAAAUGUACAAAAAAUACUGCAAGGCGGGCAACCUGCUGCUGGAGAAGGGCUGCGAGCUGCUCGACCGGAACGACAAGGGCGAGACGCCGCUCCACUCGGCCGCCCUCGCCGGCCGCGUGCUGGCCAUCAAGUGGCUCAUCACCAAGUGCCGCGUCGACAUCAACAUCACCACCAAGACCGGCGAGACCUCGCUCCACCUGGCCACCCAGGCCCGGCGCAAGUCGGCCAUCAAGGAGCUCCUCCGCUACGGCGUCAACCCGGCCCUGCGCGGACCCAACGGCACCGCCCUCGACAUCGCCAAGCUCCUCCGCGAGACCGAGCUCGUCGACAUCCUCGAGGAGUGGGCCGCACACCCCGAGCUCUACUCGACCUCCCCCGACGACGCCGCCGACCCCGACGGUGUCAAGCAGCGGAAACACAGUCGGACGAUGAUGAAGAAGCGGGGCACGAUCAUCAAGGAGAAGGAGAAGGAGCGGAGCCGGGAGCGGAUCAGCCACGAGAAGCAGCUCCUGAGCAAGAGCGCCGAGGAGCCGUCGGACCUUCUCAGCCGGGACCGGAUCGGCGCCGCCCCGCUCUCGCCGCCCGUGGGCCGGCCCGAGCGCGUGACGCUGUCGAAGAGCAUGGGCGAGGCCACGGGCACCAAACUGCUGCGGUCGGCCACCAAGACGCGCGAGAUGCCCGAGGCACACCGCCUGGCCAAGGCCGGCGAUGCGGAGGGCCUCGUGCGGCUGGUGCAGGAGCAGGGCCGCGCGGCGGUGCUGCGCACGCUCGACUGGCGAGGCCAGAGCGUGCUGCACAUCGCCAUCGACCAGAACAACCGCGCCCUCACCCAGCGCCUCAUCGACCUCUACCCGGUCGACCAGCUCGAGGCCGACCUCAACCUCCGCGACAACAACGGAUGGAGCCCCGUACACGUCGCCGCCGCGUCGGGGAAUGUGGAGAUGCUGCUGCACCUCCUGUCGAGCAGUCGGUUCGACGUGACGGCGGUGUCGUCCGAUGGGUCCACUCCGCUCCACUACUUCAUCCGAUCCUUCCCCGACGGACCGUCGUCCCCUGCGGUGGGCUCCACGGGCGCGCCGGCGGCCGAUGGCGACGCCAACGCCACCAAUCCGGUCGACCGAUUCUCCUUCGCCGUCCGGCAACUCAUCAUGAAGGGGGUGGACAUUCGGGCGGCGAACAAGAAUGGGGAGACGGUGCUGCACCGGGCGAGCCUGUCGGGCAAGGCCGCCGCUCUGCGCUGGCUCGCGCUCGAGGAGAAGUGGGCCAUCGACAUCAACGCCACCACCAACUACGGGGACUCGGCGCUGCAUUUGGCCGCGCGGGUGGGGUCGGUCGAGGCCGUGCGGGCGCUGCUCGAACUGGGGAUCGACGACUCCCUCCCCUCCCAACACGGCACCGCCCUCGACGUCGCCCGACGCGCCAACCACAAGGAGGUGGUGCGUCUGCUCGAGGAGUGGACCCACGAGGCGCCGAGCCCACGCAUGCGGCGGCUCACGCUAUCGGACGUGGGCGGCAUGGUGGACCACAUCUUCAAGUCGGCCUACACCGAAGCCUCCAAGCCGGUCGACGGCCACGCCGGUGAUGCCGACGACGACGACAACGACGAAAGUUCGUCGUCGGAUCUGUCGAGCAUGUCGGCGAUCGGGAGCGAGGCGUCGUCGCUCAAGUCGUCGCAGAACGGGACGUCCAACCCGCCGUCGCUCAACUCGUCGGCCUCCUGCCUCGACCACUCGACGCUCAUCGAGAGUAUCGUGGCCUCCCUCUCCGCUUCCCGCGGCGGCGGCUUCGGCGGCAAGGCCUCGAGCGGCGGCGGCGUGGAGGAGGCCGCCUCGUCGCUCAAGUCCUCGCAGAGCGACUACUCCAACCCGCCCUCCCUCACCUCGUCGGCAUCGCACGUCGACGCCUCGUCCGCCAUCGACAGCCUCAUGGCCUCCAUCUUCGACAAUUAA
Messenger RNA from Acanthamoeba castellanii str. Neff, 3606 nucleotides. RefSeq names its product Ankyrin repeatcontaining protein. The coding region runs from base 1 to 3606 and encodes 1201 amino acids. The record is from RefSeq and is a predicted model, not a curated record. The transcript has 16 exons. Lineage: Eukaryota; Discosea; Longamoebia; Acanthamoebidae. Gene Ontology annotation, molecular function: protein binding.